This is a messenger RNA of Dichomitus squalens LYAD-421 SS1, 2938 nucleotides long. RefSeq names its product cystathionine beta-lyase. Gene Ontology annotation, biological process: isoprenoid biosynthetic process; transsulfuration; 'de novo' L-methionine biosynthetic process. Gene Ontology annotation, cellular component: cytoplasm. The record is from RefSeq and is a predicted model, not a curated record. The coding region runs from base 89 to 2869 and encodes 926 amino acids. Lineage: Eukaryota; Fungi; Basidiomycota; Agaricomycetes; Polyporales; Polyporaceae. The transcript is spliced from 10 exons. Gene Ontology annotation, molecular function: pyridoxal phosphate binding; ATP binding; mevalonate kinase activity.
CCAAAAUCUUGGUCGACGUCUGGCUCGCAUAUAAGCUCACGUUCUCUCCGUCGGACCCCUUGAUCCACUUCUUCUCUGGCCGCAGACGAUGGCCGCGACCAGCUUCCUUCAGAAGGCGCCCGCCUAUGAUCUGCCCACUCCGGAGCCCGAAUCCCCCUCUCUGACUCACUCCAGGCAGCCCUACCGCUUCUCGACACUCUGUGCCACCGUCGACUCUCCAGAUGCCGACCACAAGGACCAGCAUGGCAGCUCUAGCGUCCCCAUCUACCAGACCGCAACUUUCAAGGGUGUCGGAAACCAGUAUGAUUACACGCGCAGUGGGAACCCCACAAGGACGCACCUAGCCCUUGAUUCUGCGCGAUGGGCCGUCCAGAUGGUCUCAGAGCAUCACAUUGCGAAAAUCUCUUCCGCCGCCCAUGCCUUCGCGGUUUCGAGUGGCAUGGCUGCCCUCGAUGUUAUCACGCGCCUGCUCAAGCCCGGGUGUGAAGUCGUCGCAGGCGACGAUCUGUACGGCGGAACGAACCGUCUACUCACCUACCUCCGCGCGCACAUGGGCGUCACCGUACACCAUGUUGACACCACUGCCGCUGAGUCCGUGAUACCGGUCCUCAACCCCGGCAAGACGGCUAUGGUGCUCCUCGAGUCCCCAACCAACCCUCUUCUCAAAAUCGUGGACAUUGCGCGGAUCAGUGCGUUGGUGAAGGAGAAAUGCGAGGACGCGAUCGUCGUGGUCGACAACACCAUGAUGAGUCCCUAUCUGCAGAGGCCUUUGGAACAUGGGGCGGAUAUUGUUUAUGAUAGCGCAACCAAGUAUUUGAGUGGCCACCAUGAUCUCAUGGCCGGUGUUAUCACUUGCAACCGCGAUGACAUUGCUAAGGAAAUUGCUUUCGUGAUAAAUUCGGUCGGAAAUGCCCUCUCGCCGUUCGAUUCCUUCCUGCUGCUGAGGGGAACCAAGACGCUGGCCAUCCGUAUGGACCGUCAACAGUCCACUGCCAUGCUUGUUGCCCAAAUGCUGUCCAAGCUUGGAUUCGUCACUCACUACCCCGGCUUGCCGAACCACCCCGGAAAGGAGAUCCAUGACCGGAUUUCUGAAGGCUAUGGUGCUGUCCUUUCCUUUGAGACCGGCGAUAAAGAACUGAGCGAGCGUAUCGUCGCGGCCACUCACCUCUGGGGCAUAAGUGUUAGCUUUGGUUGCGUGAACAGUCUCAUCAGUAUGCCCUGUGUGAUGUCACACGCAUCCAUUGACCCCGCUACUCGCGCUGCUCGGGGUCUCCCCGAGGAUCUGAUCCGCCUGUGCGUCGGAAUCGAAGACCCUGCGGAUCUCUUGGAUGAUCUCCGCCACGCCCUGAUAGAUGCCGGUGCAAUCGCAUAUGCGGCAAACGACUAUGUUCGUAUUGCCGUUCCCAUUAGUCGGGCUGUUGAGAAGCUGGCGCUUGGCGAAGCCCGUACUGCUCGGCCGCGAGACGACCGGGAAUGGUUCGUCAGCGCUCCGGGCAAGGUCAUCCUGUUCGGGGAACAUGCUGUCGUUCAUGGAGUCACCGCCGUGGCGGCUUCCCUUGACUUGCGCUGCUAUGGCCUUACGUCGCCUCGACACGACGGCAGACUCUCAGUGCAUUUUGCAGACAUAGACGACUACAGGCAUGAAUGGGAUAUAGACGAGCUACCCUGGGACGCGGUCGUUCCCAUACCGAGGGGCUCAGAGCACCCUGAGGUGCUCGAUCAGCGGGUCAUCGAUGCAAUCAAGACGAGGGCUCUUCCUCCGGAGACGCCUCCCAAGAGCCAGUCUGCUGCUAUCGCCUUCCUAUACCUAUACAUGAUGAUGACCUCCGGGGCUGAUAGGCCAUCCUUCCACUUUGUCUGCCGCGCCACUCUCCCCAUCGGCGCGGGCCUCGGGUCUUCUGCGUCCUUCUCAGUCUGUGUUGCGAUUGCGCUCCUCAUCCUCCAUGGCCGUAUCGACCUACCCGCCGUCCCCCCGCCAACUCACAGAUCCGCCGCCCCGGGCGAGCCCGGCCACAUACACAUCCCGCACGGCGGCCGCCGCGCCAUCCCUCCCGAAAUUGCCGAGGAGACCAACCGCUGGGCGUUCGUCGCAGAGAAGGUCCUGCACGGGAACCCCUCCGGCGUCGACAACUCCGUCGCCGUCUACGGCGGCGCGCUCGCGUACGUCCGCCCCGGCUUCGGGAAACGCAGUGGCAUGGACCAGAUCCAGGGCUUCAAGAGCCUCAAGUUCCUGCUGGUCGACUCCAAGGUGCCGCGGGACACAAAGGCGCUCGUCGCUGGCGUCGCGCGGAAGAAGGCGGCGGAGCCCGAGACCGUGGGCAAGUUGCUCGACGCCAUCCAGGCGAUCAGCAACGAGGCGCGCCGCGCACUCGCGGACCCGGAUGUUCCCCGUGACGUUCUGCUCACCGGUCUCUCGUCACUGAUCGAUGAGAACCACGCUCAUCUUGUUCAGCUCGGUGUCUCCCAUCCCUCGCUCGAGGCUAUCCGCUUGAAGACUUCUUCCACACCUUAUGGCCUCAGCACUAAACUCACAGGCGCUGGUGGCGGCGGCUGCGCUGUCACCCUUGUCCCCGAUGAUUUCCAGGAUGAGAAGCUUCAGGCACUCAUCUCCUCCCUUCUCGCGGAUGGCUACCAGCCUUACGUGACCGCUGUCGGCGGUUCAGGGCUCGGUAUACUCUCCCCUUACGACGAAAUCGCGAUCGAAGAGGAUGAGGACUCACCGCCUCUCUCCCCGCCGGCUACUCCCGACCCGAACAGAGAGAACGGUGCGCACGGGCUCCCGACGACCAUUCGUAGGCGCUUCGAGAGCGUGUCGACUAUCGAGCUACCUCAAUGGGCUUCUGGACGCGGAAAGUGGCUGUACGUCUGAAUGAUUUUCGUGGUGUUUGGUCUAGUAUGUUGUAGGAGUGUAUCAUCGUGCGUGAAACGUCAGUGUCGC